Messenger RNA from Camellia sinensis, 822 nucleotides. NCBI's taxonomy places the organism in Eukaryota, Viridiplantae, Streptophyta, Magnoliopsida, Ericales, Theaceae. The record is from RefSeq and is a predicted model, not a curated record.
AUGAAGCUGUCGAAGGAAGACAAGAAAAGCAUCCCAAUUUGGGUGAAAUUUUAUAAUAUUCCACUCGAAUACUGGGAUGGGGAUGGCUUAAGCAGGAUAGCUAGUGCAGUGGGGGUCCCAUUAUUCAUGGACCAACUUACAUCAUUAGGAAGCAGAAUUUCUUUUGCUAGAGUAUGUGUUGAUAUUCCAACUGAUUUUGUUUUUCCUGAUAGUUUUGUCAUUACUAGUGGUGAUGUAUCCAUUAAUAUCCGUGUGGAGUAUCAAGGUGUACCUUCUAGAUGUGAGCACUGUAAUGUUUUUGGUCAUGAAACUAAGAAUUGUUUAUCUGCUCAAGUGACUAAACUAAUUAAGUUACAGAAGAACAAUGAGGACAUGGUUGAAUCUGAUGCGGGAUGGACAAAAGUAAAGGAUAAGGGUAAAAGGAAGGCAGGUGAACAACCCACCUCUGGCCACACUGAUCCUACUGAAGUUACUAGCUCUUCUGCAGAAAUAAGGGAUGAUUUAGAAGCUGAUAAUGUUGCCUUUAUAGCUGCAAAGACGACUGACCAUGUGGCUGCUUUUCAUUCUGGGGUCGUGGAGAUUGCAAAAAUCAUAAAUCUAGCGACAGAGGAAUUUAUCAAGAGCAUUGAGCAUGCGGAGAAAGAAGAAGUGUGUGCUGCCUCCUCUGAAAUGCAGGAGAAAAAGAUGGACAGUGGAAUAAAUGCUGGUUGUUCUUUUUUUUGGUGGGAUAAAGUUGCUGACUUCAUUGUUGGAGUGCCCUCCCGGUUGGCAGCAAUUAGGAUAGUUAUUUUGUUCAUGUUUGUUGGUGUUGAUUCCAUCUAG